Molecule: messenger RNA, 714 nt
Organism: Sporothrix brasiliensis 5110
Lineage: Eukaryota; Fungi; Ascomycota; Sordariomycetes; Ophiostomatales; Ophiostomataceae
Exons: 1
Coding region: 1-714 (237 amino acids)
Source: RefSeq, a predicted model, not a curated record
AUGGGUCUGGACACACCAGACCUGCAAGGAUCGUCAUCUGCCGACCAAACACCACCACAAGCAGACAAGGGCAAAGGCGUCGCGCGCGACGACGACUUGGAGAGUACUCGAUCGUCUUUACAACCCACCCACGCAAUGGAAGGAGGUCCAGUCAACCCUCCUCCGGGCUUCGGCCCCGAACCGCCGGCAGCAUUUUUGCUUCCCGCCGCCGACUAUCUUCCUCUUGCCAACCGUUAUUUCAAAGAUGCCAUCUCCUUAGCCGAAGGCCUUUUGUGGGGCUCCCACUCGCUGCGCCUCUCCGUCAAGACAGAAUACGCUUCGUUUUUGUAUGAAUGUGUGCACGAUGCCGAGGGUAGCCGUAAACUCGCAAAGGACACAAUCACCGAAGUCUAUGAUGCCCCCGAGGGUAUUGACAACGACAUGUUCAGCGAUGCAUGCGAGCUCGUGACAGUUCUCGGCAAGAUGAUGAAGCGCGGUCUUAGUACAUCCUCGCGGGCAAAGGGAAGCACAAGGCAGACCCAAUCCUCCAGCUCUAGAUCGCAGCAGCAAUCCCAGGGGCAACCACGUCCACCGCAGCAACAACAGCAGCAGCAACGGUCGCCGCCCCGGCAGCCAGAAACCAGAUCGGCCACAAGAGCGAAUGUACCGCCGCCAAUACCCCCUACAACCAGUGUUCCCCUGCUACACCCCGACGAAAUGGUCGAGUUUAUCUGA